Messenger RNA from Podospora bellae-mahoneyi, 1505 nucleotides. RefSeq lists its product as uncharacterized. The record is from RefSeq and is a predicted model, not a curated record. The coding region runs from base 353 to 1312 and encodes 319 amino acids. Gene Ontology annotation, molecular function: oxidoreductase activity. The transcript has 2 exons. Lineage: Eukaryota; Fungi; Ascomycota; Sordariomycetes; Sordariales; Podosporaceae.
UGGAGAGGCAGCACUCUUCAUACGGAAAGUGAAACCGAGGAAGAGGAAGGGAUAAUAACACAAUGCUCAUCAUCGUUUGCUGUGUCCUCCGAUGGCACCGGGAGCCUGGUGGAUCAUGAGUCGGCAGGAGUCGCCGAGGCCAGUUCUUCACGGGAAGGCGGGGCAUCCGGUAGGUAGUAGCUUUGCUGCAUCUCGAAACGAACGAAAUGAGGGGCCCGAUUGACGUGCGCUUUUCACGGUUCACAUAUAAAGCUGGAGAAAGCCGCAUCCUCUUCGAGAAGUCAUCUCCAGAAACACAAUAUCAACCAUAGCCUUGAGAUAUACAUUGUAGGACACAAAGUAAUCCUCCAUCAUGACUUUCACACCAACUCGAAUUUUGAUCUUUGGCGGGACCGGCACCAUCGGCUCCUACAUCACUACGUCCCUGCUCCGUGCCCAGCCCCGGUUCCCUCAAAUCACGCUCUUCACCUCCCCCGGGACCGCCGAAAAGAAGGCAUCUCAGAUCGCGAAAUGGAAGUCGGAUGGUCUCUCGGUCAUUGUUGGUGACCUAACUUCAUCCGCCGACGUCAAGUCCGCGUAUCAGUCUUCCCAAGCAGACACAGUCAUCUCAGCAGUGGGGCGCGGAGGUCUUCAGCACCAGAUCGAACUGCUGCGCCUGGCUGAGGAGUCCAACACUGUCCAGUGGUUCUUGCCGAGCGAGUAUGGCACUGAUAUUGAACACAACGACAAGAGCCCUGAUGAGAAGCCCCACCAGUUGAAGCUCAAGGUGCGGAAAUACAUUAGAGACGAGCUAAGGAGGGUCAAGGUGACAUACGUGGUCACUGGGCCGUAUUUCGAUAUGUGGGUUGACACUGCUCCUGGUCUGGAGUCUGCUGGCGGCUUCAAGCCUGAGGAGAAGAAGGCGUGGAUUAUUGAGGAUGGAGAGGGCAAAAUUGGCUUUUGCACCAUGUGGGAUGUGGGCAAGUUCGUUGUUGGAACACUCCGUCAUGCCGAGGAGUCUUUUGGGAAGGCCCUCAAGGUCCAAAGCUUCAUUGUUUCGCCCAACGAAGUUCUGGCCGAGUAUGAGAAGCAGACUGGCGCCAAGUGGGAGGUCACCAAGACGCCCCUGGAUGACCUCAAAUCUUUGGAAAUUGACUUGUGGGCAAAAGGCAAUCCUAGGGCGACCAGUGCCACACUCCGAAGGAUCUGGGCUGAAGGGGGUACUUUGUAUGAAAAGAACGACAAUGAUGUGUUGAAUGUGGAAGGUUUGGAUUCCUUGGCAGAUGCUGUGAAGCACGCGCUCGCAGGAGGGUACAAGGCCGAUACCUUUUAGGUUACCAGUACCAAUAUCUUAUGAAAUGAGAGGAAGUAAUGAGCAUUCUUGUUCUAAGUGGUGGGAGAGUAUGGAAGCUUAAUUGAUUAGAUAGCGGGGUCUCUUAUGGCCCCACUAUCAAUGCAUGUUUCUUAUUGGUCAUCGAGUCCAGCAGUCGCUCCCGGCAGGCACUGUCAAUAAUUUUCUUCGACGC